AUGCUUGGUAGGAGAGUUGCGGAGGACUUAAAAUUUGCUGAGGGUCGAUAUAAAGUCAAUGUUGAAUUAAGUGUUGUUACUGACAAAACGGCCAUGACAGGAAAGACUACCGAAAAAUUUGCAAGAGUAGAUGUAGUUGCUGAUGAAAGUAGUAUGAUGUGUGUUAAGGAUAUCCUUGAAGACUCGAUUCAAGUUUCAUCUGUCAUAAAUGAAGUUACAAAAAUCUUUUUAAGUCAAUUUCCUAAGACAUCUAUAAUGGACCUACGUCCAAAAUCAAAAUUUUCAUUAUUUCUGGAUUUGGAACUUCAAAAAACCAUUUUGCACGAAGUUUUUGACGAAAUUGAUAACUAUAUUACUGAUGAUAUCCACGAAUAUCUUACGUCAUUUUUCAAUGAAGAUUUCACUGCGCAGGGCUGGGAUAAUGCUAUCAACAAUAUGGAUUUUAAUAGAUGUGAUUCAGAACACUUAAAGAAUAUUAAAAAAUUAAUACAAGAAACUUUACCCAAAUUUUUAAAAGCGUUUUCAUUGGAGGAUCUUAAUCCGUUGAGGGAUAUUACAAUCCUGGAGAAACUGCAUCUUAAUCAGUUUGUACACCUUAUAAUUGAUUCAGCAUUGUGGAAUUUUGCCAAGGUUAAUUACAUAUUUGGUGAAAUUCCUCUGAAAGGUCUUGAAACUAGAAUACAGGCCGAUGGAGUAGGAUUUCUCAAUGACGUGGUAAACUACCCUAUAGUUUGUGGUGAAGGAGCUAGACUGGGUGUACUGCAGAAAAAAAGCAUGGAUGAUGAUAUCAAGAAUGCAAUCUUAAGAGUUUAUGGUUUAACUGCAUUCAAAACUGAAUUGUCACUAACAAUGAUGGAUUUUAGAAGUGUACAUAGGUUAUUCGAGGUUGAUCAUUUCUGCCUACCGAAAAACUGGGUUGAUAUGCCAAACUUUGUGUGGUUAUAUGAGGAAAUAGUCAAAUGGGCUCUAUGUAUUAAUUCAACACGAAAUGAAUUGAUCGGGCAUAGAAAGAAAAGAAAGGUGAGCCGAUAUUCUGAAGUUGGCAUCGCAAAAAAAUUAGCAUCAUUAAGGGAUCAAUAUGAAUAG
Molecule: messenger RNA, 1086 nt
Organism: Funneliformis caledonium
Lineage: Eukaryota; Fungi; Glomeromycota; Glomeromycetes; Glomerales; Glomeraceae
Source: the annotation of a GenBank genome assembly